Messenger RNA from Selaginella moellendorffii, 1282 nucleotides. Its product is annotated as GPN-loop GTPase QQT1. NCBI's taxonomy places the organism in Eukaryota, Viridiplantae, Streptophyta, Lycopodiopsida, Selaginellales, Selaginellaceae. The transcript has 10 exons. The coding region runs from base 15 to 899 and encodes 294 amino acids. Gene Ontology annotation, cellular component: cytoplasm. Gene Ontology annotation, molecular function: GTPase activity. The record is from RefSeq and is a predicted model, not a curated record.
CUAGGGUUUAUGCGAUGGUGUUUGGGCAAAUCGUCAUAGGCCCGCCCGGAUCCGGGAAGACGACUUACUGCAAUGGUUUCCAGCAAUUCCUCGGUCUCAUUGGGAGGAAAACCGCGGUGAUCAAUCUCGAUCCGGCCAAUGACUGGCUACCGUAUGAGUGUGCUGUAAAUAUUGCGGAGCUCGUGAGGCUGGAAGAUGUAAUGAAUCAAUACAACUUGGGGCCAAAUGGAGGUCUAAUCUACUGCAUGGAUUACUUGAUGAUGAAUAUAGACUGGCUCAAGAACAAGCUCAAGCCUUUAGAAAAAGAUCACUACUUUCUCUUUGAUUUUCCCGGUCAAGUCGAGCUCUUCACACUACACAGCAACGCCAAGAAAGUAAUCGACGAGAUGACAACCAAGUGGGAUUAUCGGUUGGCCGCUGUCCACCUUGUUGACGCUCACUUGUGCAGCGAUCCUGGGAAGUUUAUUUCGGCGUCACUUUUAUCACUAAACACAAUGAUGCAUCUGGAGCUUCCGCAUGUAAACGUCCUCUCGAAGAUCGAUCUUAUUUCGUGCGAGACGUCUGCAGCGUACAAUUUGGAGUUCUACACAGACCUUCAAGACUUGAGCUACUUGGUGGAUCAUUUGGAUCAAAAUCCCCGCAUGGCUAAGUACAGGAAACUAACCGAGGGUCUCUGUGAGCUUGUGGGCGAUUACUCGCUGGUCAGCUUUACAACACUGAACAUCCAGGACAAAGAGAGUGUGGCUGAUCUCAUGAAACGAGUCGACAAAUGCAAUGGCUACAUCUUUUCAGGAAUCGAAGGAAACAUGAGAGAGUUCAGCAAAAUUGCUGCUGGGCCUCUUAACUGGGACUACUACAGAAAUGCUGCUGUUCAAGAAAAGUACAUGGACGACAGUUAACCGUAUGGUAUAUUGGCCUACUUGUGCUGCGUCUGGACUCAUUCUGAAAAACAAAAACGGGAUGCUUACUCUGGCGGCUACACUUGCGAGUCAUGGCUCGCUCGCACGGGUGGAGACUACCUACUGAUGCAGCCAGCUUAUCUAAAUAUGAUUUGGGAAAGGCCAACCACCGCCCGCUCCAAAAAUUCCACAGGCUUGAGUUUUCUUGAUGGCAGUAGAGGGAUGGUCUGUACUUGUUGGCACUCCACGUGGCGAUGAUGUAGAUGCUGCAUGGAAGGUGCAAGGGUAGCUGAAAUCUUAAAUAGUGGAAGCAAUAAGGGAAUCUUGUGUUUGAGAUGAAAUGCAAUGAUAGACAACCAUGAACACUGGCUCUAAAUCAUAAA